Paramacrobiotus metropolitanus is the source of this 2192-nucleotide messenger RNA. RefSeq names its product cerebellar degeneration-related protein 2-like. The transcript has 6 exons. NCBI's taxonomy places the organism in Eukaryota, Metazoa, Tardigrada, Eutardigrada, Parachela, Macrobiotidae. The record is from RefSeq and is a predicted model, not a curated record. Bases 593 to 1963 code for a protein of 456 amino acids.
CUCUGCCGCUUCUGGUAGGGAAUGACAAACCCGGCGAUAUCUAAACAAAUGGAUCACUGCCGUAUUCCCCAUAUGUUGCUGCGCUCAGCCCUUCAUCCCAUUCCAUGCCAUAAACAGCGGAGCAGGAUUUCCUUACUCUUGAUCGGCAUCCCGAAGCUGCCAAACGUUAGGAUACCGCAGUGUUUAUUUUCUCCUGCAAUCACGUAAGGUUUGCCAGUCUGGAAGCUCUCUCGUGGACGCCGAACUGCCAUUUCCUGUUAUUAGUGAUUACAUAAUGCUUGCGAUCGUGGAAGUGGGGAUCAUCUGAUUCAUCUCACUCUCAUCUGUGCGCACAGAUGUGAUCCGCAGGCAUUACGCCGUAAAACCGCAAAUCAAAGGAUCCACUUUCACCAUCCGCCCGCCGGCGUAAAUUAACCUUGCUUCUCAAAUAUACAAGCUCCACACACAGCGGUUCAACGUUCAACAAACAGAACCAGUUAUCAACAGAGAAGCCCUUCUGUACGUCAUAAUUUUGACUGUUUUAUCAAUCACCCAACUGAUUGGCGCAACCAGUGUUUGGCUGCGGCUGCAUGGACAGCACAAUAUUCUGACCAUGAUGAAAAAUUGCGCCAACAAAUCAGCAUCAUCGUUAUCGCCCACCGUCAGAACACCGGGCGCCGGUACGGCUAUGAAUAGCCUGCAAUCGGACGGUGAAGAGGAAAUCAGUUCGGAUCCGGCAACGUUGUCGGCGGCGUCGUUGUCCAGUCAUCUUAAUAACUCACAUCAUCUUUUCCAUCAUCAUGAAUGGACGUAUGAGAUUGAUCUACAAUUGGCCGCCGAGCUGGGCAAAACACUAUUGCAGCGCAACAAAGAGCUGGAAACCGAUCUCACCACAUAUCAGGAUUUAGCGGAUGAUCAGGCUCUAGAGAUCGAUUUUUUAACAAAGCAAGUGCAUCUUCUCCGCGAUGAGAGCAGCACACGGUUGGCCGCCUGUGAGAUGCUGGAAAGUCAGCUGCAGGAGCUCAAACGCAGCGAAGGCAAUCUGCAGGAACUGCGGAAUUUGGAUUACAUGCGCAUCACCAGACUGCAAGAUACCGUUGAAGUCCUCCAGUCCCGUUGCGAAGAACUGCAGACCCAGAUAACCGAAAUGAAGCGGAAGAACUGGGAAGACAAAUUCGCCAGCAACACAUCCUCCCAUACGGCUACAACCGGCAGCGGCGGGAUGACCCGCAGUAUAUCCCAUGGUGAGGCCCUGAAAACCGCUUCCAAAUCCCACCCCAACGACAGCGACGACGACGACAGUGAACUUGGCCCGGAGAUGCACAUUCUUAAGGAGAAAAUCAAAGUCCUCCAGCGCCAGGUUACCGACGAGCGCAAACAGCGGGAGCUCCUUCAGGAUCAGGUCGUACACGUUGUCGCCGACAACACCUCCCUGUGGCAACAGCUAGACCAUGUAACAAAAGAAGCGGCCAGUUGGCGGGAAAAGUUGGAACACCUGACUAACAAAUACGCCGACGAGAUUGCCGCCUUUAACGAACAGCGCGGUAAUGACCGGCAGGGCGUGGCCGCUGGGAACCAUGACGAUACCGACAUCAGCGAGGACUUUUCCAGUUUGUCAUCCUGCAGUGCGCCGGCCCCGCAGGUGUCUAUUUUGGAUGAGAUUGCGGAUUCACUGCGGGACCGUUUUCUGGAUGAUUUCCGCCGGGAACAGGAGGAGCUGGAUCACGAGAAGGAAUCUCAGGACGAUAAAGACCACCAUUUAAAAAGCAAGACUACGCAGACGGACACCGGUUUGAUUAUCGACUAUCUGUCUGAUCCCACACAGGGAAGAUUUCAACGCGGACCGCCCGAGUAUAAGAAACUCUUUAAGGAGAUCUUCGAUAUUAUUAAAAAAUCGCAGGAGGAGGAUCUGGCGCGAGCGGCCCAAGCCAAGCGCAGUCAGAAACCGAAGAAACACGUUGUGUAUUACUACAACCAGUUUUAAAUACCACCGUAGCCGUUUAUUUAAAUUUGGGUUUUUAUGGUUUAUCUUUGAAGUUUGAGUGCAGAGACAUCUUUUAACCAACUGGUGGUGUGAUUUAUUGACACAGUGGCUUCCGUUUUUCUAUGAAAAGAAUUGAAAAGAUUUAUCACUAUGAUAUGUUUUUAUAAACAGUUCAGAUGCAACCAGUUACCUGGUAACAUUAUAUUAUUUCGUACUAUAAAUAAAAUGU